AUGAAGAACGUGGGACUCGUUAAGGAUGGCUCCAGUUGUGGCCCAGGUCGACUAUGUGUCGCUGGUUCCUGUGUGGAAAUGUCUUCUGUAUCCACAGCAAUCACUUGCCCCUCCAACAAUCAUGCGUUACAGUGUUCGGGUCACGGAGACUGCACCACGACCGCUAUUUGUGUCUGCUUCGCUGGCUGGACGGGAUUGGCAUGUGAUACGCGCUCGAACACUACUCUGGGAAAAAAUCGUGGCCAACCGCGUACCAUUGUGAAUGUUCCAUCAAUAGCUGUAGGAAAAACUUUGGAUACUGCCACUUUGCUCGGGAUUCUUUUGAUUGUUGGCGUUGUUCUUGCUGCUGCUCCUCGUCUGCCUACUCUUCUGCUAUCGUCGCCGGUCAAUAGUGGAGAUUCCCACGCCUUCCGAUGA
Molecule: messenger RNA, 417 nt
Organism: Cooperia oncophora
Lineage: Eukaryota; Metazoa; Nematoda; Chromadorea; Rhabditida; Trichostrongylidae
Source: the annotation of a GenBank genome assembly